AUGACAGCGCACCGCAAGGGGUCCUCCGCGCGCCCUUCCGCCACGCUCCGCGGAAGCGCGAGCGGCGGGGGAAGCCCCGCGGGGGCGUUCGUUGAUAUCUCCCACCAUCACUCAGACGACUCCAUUUACCCCGACGAACCAUCCUCCUUCUCCCUCUCCUCCCACUCCCACGCACACUCGCACCACCGCCCGAACCUGCGGCACCGACUGCAACAAGACGCACUAGACUUGCAAGACAGUGGCUUGCUGUUAGAUGAGAGGGAUGACGCAGGGGAUAGCAGCAGCGACCGUUUGAAGAGGCUGGGGAAUGGUGAUGCUGACGUGGAGGGACAAAAGGCGUUGGAUCGGGAUCGGGAUGGAUUGGUCGGCUGGGAUGAUGAGGAGGAGAAGGGUGUUGGAUUGAGGAAGAGAGGGAAGGGAGAGGGGGAGGUGAAGGGGGGGUCAGAAAGAGGACAAGACAAUCCGGUUGGGAGAGAAAGAACUAGGAGAAAAUCGAAGAAAAAACUUUCUGAGGGAGACGAAGAAGAGGUGGACGGGGAGAGAGCAACAGAGUUGAACGAGGAGGGACAAGGGGGGGAAAUGAGGGAUGGGGGAGGGUAUAGGGAAUUGGAUGGCGAAGGGGGGAACGGGGAAGCAAAGGAAAGAGAUGAUGAAGGGGAGAGAGGCUGGGAGGCAGGAGGAGAGAGAGGAGGAGGCAGGGAAGCGAUUGAAGACAAUAUGGAAGGGAAAAGAGAAAUGGGGGGGGAUAGAAGUCAGAGGAUAUGGGAGCAGGGGAAAGGUGAGGGCUUAAGGAUGGAAAGAGGGGUUGGGAAAGCGAGUAAGGGAGGAGAGGAUGGGUUGAUGGCAGAAGGGAGGAGACCUGGGGAGGAGAGGAGGAGCGGGGAGGAGGAGAGGAGGAACGGAAAGGUGGGCCCUUUGCAAGGAGACUUCGUUAAGGGGGGUGGGGGAGGAGAGGUAGAGGGGAGAGGCGUGCAAGCGGUUGGUGGGAACAUGCAUGGGGAUGUAGCGAGGGAGGGUGGUAGCGUCGGUGGAAUGAGACAAGUCAUAGAGCGGCAGAGGGAGCAGCAGAAGCAACAAGGGGGGCCGCAACAGAAGCAGCUGGGACAGGAGCAGCAGAGGGAGCCGGUUCAGCAAAGCGAGAAGCAGUAUACAGGGGAGCAUCAGGUGCAAGAGAAACAGAAGGAGCAGAGGCAGCAGCAGAAGCGGGAGCAAGGCAGGGAGGGAAAUAGCAGAGGGGGAUCAGAAGGAAGAGAAGGGCGUGUGCAGAAUGGGUCAGAUAGGGGGUCUUUCUCUUCCCCACUGCUCUCAAGCCCCUCUCUCCCUUCACCUUCCCGUUCUUCUCCCACGCUCCCUCCUGCUCCUCCUGCUCCUCCUGCUCCUCCGCUCCACACCCCUCUUCCAUCCCUCACCUCUGCUUCUACAAAAUCCUCUUCUCCCCACACAAUCCCCUCUCCUUCCCAAGCCUCCGCGCUGUCUCCUCCUUCCCCAUCCCUCUCCUCCCCCCGUUCGCGCCUCGCUCCCCCAUCCUCGCACUCUCCCCCUCCUCCUUCCCCCCACUUCCCCUCUUUGUCUCUCUCCCCUUCUCUUUCAGUCCCACCACCCUCGUUGAUAACCCAAUCGGGAAGGGCUCUUUCCCCCCCUUCCCUUUCCACCAGCAAGGGGGGUCAGGGAGGGAACCAGCAGCACCUGCAGCAGAAUCGACAACAGCAACAGAAUCAGAAGCAGAAUGAGAAGAAGAAAGAGGCAAAGGAAAUGCACCAGCAGGGGCAGAGUCGGCAGAAGAAUAACCAAGAGAAUGUGCAGCAGAAGCUGCACCAACAGCAGCAGAAGAAGCAGCGUGAGCAGCGGCAGCAGGGGAGCAGCAAGGGAGGAGGAGUUUCGACUGAGCCUGCGUGGACUAAAAGUGGCUUUGUGCUAUUCAGCGGCUACCGUGCAUCCAUGGACUCAUUCGUUGCUAUCGAGAGUGGCUUUGUUCUAUUCAGCGGCUACCGUGCAUCCAUGGACUCAUUCGUUGCCAUCGAGAGUGGCUUUGUGCUAUUCAGCGGCUACCGUGUAUCCAUGGACUCAUUCGUUGCUAUCGAUGUUCGUCUCUUCAUCUCUCCCUCCCUUUCCUCCUACCUCCCACCCACCCACCAUUGCAGAGCGGCUUUGUGGGUGGAGAAGAAUGGAGACCGGCAUGUGGGUCGAGUCACGGUAAAGCAUCCAUCUCACGCCCACCCACCGAAACACCUGCAAUCCGCCACCACCACUACUGCUGGCGCUGCCGCUGCUGCCGGCAAGCUCCCAGCAGCAGCAGGAGCCAAGGGAUCAGCAGCACUAGCAGCAGGCGGCAGCGGCAGUGGCGGCAAUGGCGGCAGUGGGGCUAGUGGGGCUAGUGGGGCUAGUGGGGCUAGUGCAGUUGCGACAGCAGAGACGGUGGUGCUGGUGUGUUUGCUGGGAGAGGAGGCGAGUCUUCACACGGGUGGGCAGCUGCGCAUGGAGGUGAAUGGAGAGGACGUGCUGGUGUAUGAGGAGGAGGGCAACCAGGGGUUCCGCCACAGAUUCGGCGACGAGGAGACGCUGAUCUACAAUCUCAUGUACUGCAGCACGCCCAUCCAUGUGGCCGUGCAUGCUGUCAGAUUCGCGCAGUGGCUCAACUUCCACCGCACCGUGCACCACAUGAGUCACGGUGGGGGAGAGGACAUAUUCGCGCAAUGGCUCAACUUCCACCGCACCGUGCACCAUGUGGACUAUUUCCAGCUGUACGAUGCGGGCGGCGUGGAGGGGCGGCUGCUGCAGCAGCUGGCGCCCGCCAUAGAGGCGCGGGCAGCGGCAGUCAUGGACAUGCGCGCCGUGGCAGGGCGGGAUGGCACGGCGCAUGGGCAGGUGGGUGGGAGCAUGGGCAGGGCAGGGAAGAUGGGUGCAUUUGGUCUCCGUCUGCCGGCCAUAGAGGCGAGAGCAGCAGCAGUCAUGGACAUGCGUGCCGUGGCAGGGCGGGAUGGCACGGCACAUGGGCAGGUGGGAAGAAGGGCAGGUGGGAAGAAGGGCAGGUGGGAAGAAGGGCAGGUGGGAAGAGGGGCAGGUGGGAAGAAGGGCAGGAAGGAAGAAGGGCAGGUGGGAGGAAGGGCAGGUGGAAGGAAGGGCAGGUGGGAAGAAGGGCAGCUACUGGCGUUCCAUGACUGUCUGUACUUUGCGCGCACGGCAGCGCGCUGGGCGCUCUUCCUGCAUCCUGACGAAUACCUGCUGGUGCAGCAGCCGCCGCACUCCAUCGCUCACGUGCUUGCGCUGCACCAGGUGGGAUGCAGCCUCUCAUGUGAGUACCUGCUGGUGCAGCAGCCGCCACACUCCAUCGCCCACGUGCUUGCGCUGCACCAGCAAUCCUCGCACGUCACCUUUGGAGCGUUUCGCUUCCUCACAGACACAUGCCCUCGCAUCACCUCCCAUGUCAACGCUCUCACCCUUCCCACACACGGCCAAGGCCAGCAGCACGAGCCCAGGGCAGGGGAGGUGAAUCUGCCCACCACAGCAGUGCACAUCAGUCACUUCCCCAGCCUCACCUCUCGCCACCUGCGCCCCUGUGCUAAGACCCUCUCAUCAGAGGAAGUUUCUGUGCGGCGUUUGGUGCUCGAUAGCUCCGUUGCUGACCUGGCUCGGGCUGUUCGUGUGGCUGCAGAGACUGUGGCUGCUGCUGCGCGUGGCGCUGGUGGUGCUGCUGGUGGUGCUGCUGGUGUUGCCAGUGCUGGUGCUGCUGUUGCUGCUGCUGCUGCUGGUGUUGCUGGUGUUGGUGCUGGUGGUGCUGGUGCUCGUGGCGCCGUUGGUGCUGGUGCUGGUAGUAGUGUUUCCAAUGGUGUUGCCGUGGCGGCCAGUUAA
Messenger RNA from Closterium sp. Naga37s-1, 3849 nucleotides. NCBI's taxonomy places the organism in Eukaryota, Viridiplantae, Streptophyta, Zygnematophyceae, Desmidiales, Closteriaceae. The record is from the annotation of a GenBank genome assembly.